Penicillium brasilianum is the source of this 613-nucleotide messenger RNA. NCBI's taxonomy places the organism in Eukaryota, Fungi, Ascomycota, Eurotiomycetes, Eurotiales, Aspergillaceae. The record is from the annotation of a GenBank genome assembly.
GUCACACUACGCAGCCAUGAACACAAUUAGAUCAACCUGGAUUGGCUGGGGCGCUCUCUGUGUCGCCGGCGGUGGCGCCUACUACUUUGCCAAACAAUCCAUCAAUGCCGACCGACAAGCCCGCUUCGAGGCCGAAGUCACCCGCAAGGCCCAGUUGAAAGCAAUGGAAGCUGAGCACACACGACAGGCGGCCUUGGCCGCUGCCGCGAGCACCACGAACCCGAGCGAGGACCCCAGUCUGAAGCGCGCGAAUAUGACCCGAUUCCAGAAUGCGGCCGACGACGUGGCCUCGCCCAGUGCCGAAGCUUCGCAUGACCCGGCGCCAACGCGACAUGAGCCGAUGACCGAAACCGAUCGGGUAUCGGAGAAGGGGAAAUACGAGGCUGCAGAGCCGUUCCGGCCGCCGCGGGGGAACCGCUUCAGUUGAGAAGCUUUCCAUGCGUCCUGAAAGUUUUUUUUUGUAUAUGUGAACGUGUAAAAUACUGAGGAAAAAGACAUCCAAUGCGGCGUGCCGCCAGGUUGGUAUGCAGUUACAGAGCGAGUCUGCGAGUUGAUCUGCGACUCUUGAUUUUUUCCUAUUUGGCUUGACAAUCAAGACUACAUCCGACAGGAG